Molecule: messenger RNA, 1256 nt
Organism: Vitrella brassicaformis
Lineage: Eukaryota; Vitrellaceae
Source: the annotation of a GenBank genome assembly
CAAUUAACGUCGAUUUCCCGUCGAGUGUACCCCCCAUUACAAACGUACCCAUACAAUAUUAUCGGUAAGUCAGAGGAAGUCAGCAUGCGACAGUACAUGCACCUUCUUACCCCCCUCGUCUCCCCUGUCCCCUCCGCCCAUCUCUUUCUCAUCUUCCCCACCAUCAUCAUUAUGCACAUGCAAGGCCGUGUCGGCCACAGCAUCGCCAGCUGACUGCGAUGGUGGGAGCGGCGGCGUGCUGGUAUCAUGUGGCCUUUGGCUGUCUGUGUGCGUCCGCUCAGGCGAUUUGGUUGCCAUCUGUACAGCGGUGGGGGAGGGAGAGGGAGAGGGAGGGGAAGGCGGCCUGCACUCAAACACAGCAUAGCACAGCAUGCGUCCAUGUGUCUCAAUCAAUCCCCUUGUCUGUGUGUGUGACCCCAUGCCCAGCUCACCAGAGAGCCUGAGACAUCAUCAUCUGCUUCCUGCCGUCACCAUCACCAUCUCCUCCCUCCUGCUGCUGCAUGAGCGGCCUUGCCUGAGGUGGGGGCGACGGCACUCUCCUCUUGUCAACAGCCUCUCGGUCGUCUGGCGGCUUGGCCCCGGGCGCUUUGUGUCGAGCACGGAACCGAUGUGGUGAGCUGAGGUGGCGAUGUGGGGGAGGGAGAGGGGGAUUGGGGUCUUGGGGUGGAGCUGGCUUGGAUGAGUCGAUUUGUGGCCACCGAGGGAACCACCCACGGCUGGACCUGCACAGAUUGACAGUAGAGUGGGAACCAGGAAAUGCAUGGAUGGAUGGAUUGAUGGAUUGAUGGACGGAUGGUCCCUUUCGUACUUGUUCCUCCCACCACCCAAUGGUCGCUCUCGAGCAGCAGCAGCAGCAGCACUGGCAUCAGCAGGAGGCAUCCCCACACUUCCCCCACCACUGCCCACCCCCACCCCAGCCCCCACUCUCUCCACAAUCCGCUGCCGCAGCUGCUCGACCACAUCCACCGGACCACAGCUGCGCGAAGUCGGCUGAAACCGGCUGGAAUACACCGGCUGCCUCGACGUGGCAGGUGGCCGGCCCUUCGACGGAUGGUGCUGUGAUUCGUGCUCUCGCUCUCCACGCCUCCUAUUUGGCCGAGGAUGGGGAUGGGGGGCCUCUGGGUGUUCUGUGUCUCCCCUCUGUGUGAGACAUGGGGGCGAUGGUGGGUUGUUCAUGUUGUUGUCGCUGCUCUGUGUGUGGCUGAAUGAGAGGCUGAGGGACUGCUGGUCGCUGCAGCUCGGAUUUGGGUGAGGGG